GGUAAUAACAGCACAGGUGUGUUAUUGUUUAUUCAAGCAUUACCGUUUAAUUCAGUUUAACAAAGUGCUUUCAUGCAUUACAAAGAAAUUACCCAAGCGUUGGAAAUAAAUUACUUCGGUGGAGGGAAAUUUUGAAUUUAAAUAGCUCUAAUUCAGGAAAUCAUGUCUAUAACCCCAGGAAGAUGUGAUGUAUGAGAGAAUACCUGUAGUUAGGGCUUGGAUUUUAACAGCAUGGCAAGCGACGUUAAUAUAAAAAUGGCAAAAGCUGACAUGGAAAUGUUUAAUGCGAGCUCAAACAGGAGCAAUGGACAGGUUGCGGGGACAAAUAUAAAGGAUGAUGGGAAUGACAGUGGAUCAGACUCUGGUGUUAGGGUCAGUUACACCGGUGCUACUAAUAACAGAGGUAAAAAAUCUGAAACCCGUAGUAAACAAUCUGUGUUGGAAUAUUUCAACCUGAAAUCUACAGGUAAAAUAUCACCAAUGCCAGUACAGUCGCCAACAUCUGCUACAAGAAAGUCGGCAUGGGAACGAGCCCAGGACGCUUUCGAAGCUGAAGAUCGCCGUAAAAGGGCACGACGGAAAGAGGUUAAAAUUGAGGAUAUUGACGUUUUGAGAAAUGAGACUUGGUUCCAUCAGAGAUCAUACAAACAUGUCUUAAAGACGAAGCAGUUUAAAAAUCCAAAACUAGAAAAUCUUUAUCAAAGAUAUUUCUUCAAGUUAAAUCAGUACAAUCUCUCAAUCCUGAUGGCAGUUUUUUGCGCGAUUUCUGUUCUCAUGGUUAUAUUCUACUAUGUGAGUGGGGGAGUGCUACCAAUGCGCGGAGUAUGCCUUGGACUUAUUAUUGUGAUAUUCAUUUUUCUCGAGGUACUUUGUAACAGAAGUUCAUUCGAUCAGAAACAAGCUCAGCUCGUCUGUUACGCUAUUAUCGUUAUUUUACUUGGAUUUAUUUGUAUUAUCACAGCAGAUACGGAUCCUCGGUCUGCAUCGGACAGUGUUUGGUGUGCAAUACUGUUUAUGUAUAUGACUUACACUCUUUUACCAGUUCGUAUGCGUAUUGCUGUGCUAAGUGCCAAUUGUAUAGCAAUUCUACAUAUCAUCAUCACAGUGGUCAGAAAUUAUGAAGAUAAUUCUGUAUGGAAACAGAUUGUUAGUAAUGUCCUUGUAUUUAUAUGUGCCAACAUUGCCGGUAUCUUUACACACUACCCUACAGAGGUAGCACAGAGGAAAGCUUUCCUGGAAACGAGACGGUGUAUCGAGGCUCGUCUUACAACACAGAGAGAAAACCAAGAACAGGAGAGGUUGUUGUUGUCUGUGUUGCCGAGGCAUAUCGCCAUGGAGAUGAAGGCAGACAUUGCUGGCAAACCAAAAGAUACAAUGUUCCAUAAGAUUUAUAUACAAAGGCAUGAAAAUGUCAGUAUUGCCUUUGCUGAUAUGUGUGGGUUUACCCAGCUAUCAUCACAGUGUACAGCUCAAGAACUGGUACAACUGCUCAAUGAAAUAUUUGCCAGAUUUGAUUGUCUCGCUGCAGAUAAUCACUGCCUAAGAAUCAAGAUUUUAGGAGACUGCUACUACUGUGUGUGUGGAGUACCCGAGGCAAGAGCUGACCACGCCCAGUGCUGUAUUGACAUGGGUUUGGAUAUGAUAGAAGCAAUCUCGCUGAUACGAAAUGUGACGGGUACUGAGGUGAACAUGAGGAUCGGUAUUCAUUCUGGCAGAGUGCAUUGUGGGGUACUUGGUCUGCGUAAAUGGCAGUUCGAUGUAUGGUCUAAUGAUGUUACUUUAGCCAAUAACAUGGAAGCAGGGGGCAUCCCAGGGAGAGUUCAUAUAACUGAAGAGACACUGAAGUGUUUGAAUGGAGAUUUCGAGGUGGAGGAGGGGAAUGGUGGAGAUAGAAACCAGUAUUUACGAGACAAUAAUAUCAAGACAUACCUCAUCAAAAAUGGCCAACACCGGGAGAAAGAAAAGAUACCAAAACGUAGUCGAUCAGGUCUUCAUAGGCAGUUGACCAAUGGCAACCUAAGUAAAGGCAUGAAAACCAUGGGCUUUGGGGAAGAUGCUAAUGCCAAUAUUCAUAACAAGCUUGGUUUUGGAAAUAACUUGGAACAUAAAGAUCCUGACAAUGAGGUGAAUGAAUACCUUGGACGGGCUAUUGAUGCACGUAGUAUUGAGAGGUUACGUUCGGAACAUGUCAAGGCAUUUUUCCUCACCUUCAGAAAACCAGAUCUCGAAGAGAAGUUUUGCCGUGUACGAGAUACGAUGUUCACCGCUCACUUGGGUUGCACGCUAACCAUGCUUGUCAUUAUUUGUGUUCUUCAACUUGUUAUUAUACAAAGAACCAUUGUCAUGGCCAUUGUAUACCCAAUCGGUGUCUUCAUCACGGGAAGUUUGUUCCUUCUGAUGUUGUCAGAGGUAUGCCAGUGUACACCGAAAGGUCUGCGUACAAUCGCUACAAAGAUUGCCAUCACCAGGUGGCUUAGACAAGUGAUCCUUGUUGUUGCUGUUAUUGUGAUAUACGUAAUAGCUUUCUCUCCUGUGGUGCUGUUAGACCGAACUAGUAUCCAGUCAUGUUUAGCAGAUCAUUAUGGUAUACCAGAAAGUAGCCUUAACAACUCACUUAUAGAGCAAGCCAAUAUCUCAAUGGGGUCAGAAAUCUCACUAUGUAAUCCUGAAGUGCCUACGACACAUUACCCAGAGUAUAUAACAUUCUGUAUAUGUCUGGCUAUGACAAGUAGUUCCGUGUAUGUACACAGUUCCAGCAUCAUCAAGUUACUGCUCCUGCUGUGCCUGUCAUCUAUCUAUAUUGUCAUGGUGGAAGUGGAGUACUUCAACUUGUUUGACAAUAGAGAUUUACUUGUGCGUGCAAAUGUCGGGAAAGAGUUAGGGGAACCAGCCACAAACAUUCCACUGAAAUGGGAGACAAUUGUUAUAUUAAUAGUGUUCACAUUCAUACUUUUUAUACAUGCUCAACAAGUAGAGUCCACAGCAAGGCUGGAUUUCCUGUGGAAAGUUCAGGCAACAGAAGAGAAAGAAGAAAUGGAAAGUCUGAGAGCAUACAAUCUGAAACUUGUUGCAAAUAUAUUGCCACUGAAUGUUGCUCAACAUUUCCUCAAACGAGGCAACAAAGAGGAGGAUAUGUACUAUAAUGACAGUGACAGUACAUGUGUUAUGUUUGCGUCUAUCACAAAUUUUGCUGAGUUCUAUAUAGAGCUGGAAGGGAACAACGAGGGGGUGGAAUGUCUCAGGCUCUUGAAUGAGAUUAUUGCUGAUUUUGAUGAGAUUUUGGAGGAAACAAAAUUCAGAUGUAUAGAGAAGAUUAAAACAAUUGGUUAUACUUAUAUGGCAGCUAGCGGACUUACGCCAGAAACCAGCUACGAGGACAUGAGUCAUGUGGUAGCAUUGACGGAAUACGCAUUUACUAUACAGGAACAGCUCAGAAGUGUCAAUCAACACUCUUUCAAUAACUUUAAAAUGCGCAUAGGAAUGAAUGUAGGGCCAGCUGUUGCAGGGGUUAUAGGAGCCAAGAAACCUCACUAUGAUAUCUGGGGUAAUACAGUAAAUGUUGCCAGCAGAAUGGACAGCACGGGGAUACCUGACUGUAUACAGGUUACGCAGGAUAUGUACAAUAUUCUCGAACCUCUCGGAUAUAUGCUGGAAUGUCGAGGUAUGGUCACUGUGAAAGGCAAGGGAGAGAUGGUCACUUACUUCCUGGUGGACAGACCAUCUAGAGGAACAGGAUAAAACAUUUGUGUAUAUAACAGGACAGACCAUCUAGAGGAACAGGAUAAAACACUUCCUGGUGGACAGACCAUCUAGAGGAACAGGAUAAAGUAUUUGUGUAUAUAACAGGACAGACCAUCUAGAGGAACAGGAUAAAACAUUUGUGUAUAUAACAGGACAGACCAUCUAGAGGAACAGGAUAAAACAUUUGUGUAUAUAACAGGACAGACCAUCUAGAGGAACAGGAUAAAACAUGUGUGUAUAUAACAGGACAGACCAUCUAGAGGAACAGGAUAAAACAUGUGUGUAUAUAACAGCAAGCAAGGACUUGUGGUGACCUGUUGAAUGCAGUUUCAAGGUCAUCAAACAAGGUUCACAGGUCAUACCUACUGACUGAAGGAAUUGGAAAAUAAAUUUAAUUACAGCUAGCAAGUGCUUGUGAUAAUGUUUGAUACAGCUUCAAGGUCACUGUAGAAGAUUCAAGGUCAGAUGAUUUUAUGAAAAACUGCAUGAAAAAAUUAGUGGACUGAUUUAGAAUGAAAACAAAACGAUUCUUGACUAGCGCUUAACAAAUCAGCAUGUUACAGGUUGAAGGUCAUCAAGAGCACAGUCAAGGUCAUUUGAAGGUCAAGGUCAUUUGAGUUUUUUCCUGUAAAUGAAAGUGAAAGAAAAUGUGUGUUUUGUAUUGAUAAGAGUUCAUAUGUUGGUAAACUAUUGUUUUCCAAAGCAUUAUAUUUUACCAUGUGCAAUAUCGGGUGUAUUGUUACCUAAUUUAUUAAUGUAUGUAAAUAAGCAAAAGAUGUUAAUUGUUAUGAGGUAGCUUUUCAGCUGUGAUUUUUCUUGUAUGGUUACGUUUCAGUGUGUUUUGUUUUGUAUAUUGUUAGAAAUAUUUAUGAGCCGCACCAUGAGAAAACCAACAUAGUGCAUUCUGGUCAGGAUCCAUGCUGUUUGCUUUCAAAGCCUAUUGCAAUUAUAGAAACCGUUAGCGAACAGCAUGGAUCCUGACCAGACUGCGUGCAUACGCAGGCUGGUCUAGAUUCGUGCUGGUCACAAAUGCACUAUGUUGGUUUUCUCAUGGUGCAGCUCAUUUGUAUUCAAACUGCAUGUCUAUGAUAAUUAGAUGUGAUAGUUUGCUUCGUCUUUCAGGAGCCAAAAAUCUUAUUCUGAUUUUUUUUUCAGUCUGUGAUUUUCUCUAUAAAUCUGUGAUUUGCUGGAAAAAAUCUUGUGUAUAUCAGUAAUUAUUUAAAGACCUUACUCUCUUAUUCAUUGUAAUGUGGUACAUUUUGUAAAAUGAAUAGUUGUUAAAAUCUAGUGACUGUUAGACCAUUUCUAGUCGAACAUUUUCAAAUGAACUUGUUCAUCUUUCAGUUUGGACAGUACCAUUAACUGUAAAAAAAAUAUGGCAGACUGUGCAGAUCUUGAUCAGACUGCACAGAUGUGCAGGCUGAUCAUGAUCUACACUGGUGGCAAAGGCAGAAUCAAUAGUGUCCAGCAUGAUAAGGGUUUAAAAUAUUGAUAUUAUUUUUUUUUAAUACAUUAUGUUAUAUUUCUCUCUGUUUAAAAAAAAUGAAAUUUUUGAUGUUGAUCUUGAGUAAAAUGGUUUCUACAAAAUAA
This is a messenger RNA of Mercenaria mercenaria, 5331 nucleotides long. Its product is annotated as adenylate cyclase type 5-like. The record is from RefSeq and is a predicted model, not a curated record. The transcript has 20 exons. Gene Ontology annotation, biological process: intracellular signal transduction; cAMP biosynthetic process; adenylate cyclase-activating G protein-coupled receptor signaling pathway. Gene Ontology annotation, molecular function: adenylate cyclase activity. The coding region runs from base 232 to 3738 and encodes 1168 amino acids. NCBI's taxonomy places the organism in Eukaryota, Metazoa, Mollusca, Bivalvia, Venerida, Veneridae. Gene Ontology annotation, cellular component: plasma membrane.